AUGGCGAGCUCGUGCGAGCUCGAGCCUCUCGUAUCGCCGAUCAAAGAUGUCCAAGUCAACAAACCUGUGCUCGACUCUUUCAUGAAAGGAAUUCCUGCCAAAAUCGGAACACCAGAGCAAGACAUCGUGUUGAUGCCGUGGGCAGAGCUUAAUAAUAUAUGGAUCUACGACCAGCAGGCGUUCUGCGACCCUACGAGCAUCUUCUCCGAGGAAAUAUGCUUUGUCAGGCGCGGCAGCUAUUACCUCGAGGACGAUUCCUCCUCAUUCAAACAGGCUCUUGACAUCAUCGACGCUGGAGGGGCGUCCACAGAGACCACAGUGACUGGUUCAGAGUUAGGCAUUAAGAACCUCGUCAGCACUGGCCUCGGCGGAACGGACACACUGAAGAUUGGUUCCACUGAGGCGCUCGAUACCUUUCCGGUGGCAAUCCCGCGGCAAGACUGGGACGGGGGCUACACCACUCUACACGCCCUUGGCUUUGGAUCGAAUUCAACAUACCUCAAUGCCUUGCUGGAGGCGAAGCAAAUUGGCGCAAGAGUAUGGUCGAUAUUCUGGGGCCGGAUGUGGCUGGCCAACCCUCCGAUGGAUGGCUCCCUCGUGCUUGGAGGAUAUGACCGUACCAAAGUGAUUGGGCAAGACCUCACCCAGAAUCUCGACUUUGGAUCUACCGGAUGCUGGACGGGGACUGAGCAAACCCUAUUCCCCGCGAACACCGUGCUGCCGGUCUGCCUUGUCCCCCAACGGCAACUCCUGCUCGAAGCCCCGGGCAGCAUCUACUCGAAGUUCGAGAACGUGACCUUGACCAAGAACAUCGGCCUUUCCUUCUGCCUUCACUGGGGAGCACAUCUCUUCGACACCGGCACACACUCGCGCAUCUUCAAUGAAAGCCAGCGUGAAGUUCUGAUCUCAUCUCUCGGUGACCAACCAGCAACCUUGGGCCGCUACUUCCUGACCGCCGCCUACCUAAUGGUCGACCAAGACGCCGGUACCUUCACUCUAUGGCAGGCGAACCCGUCCAACAACACAGACCUCGUCGCCAUAACCAACGAGCAGUCGAUGGCUCGCUGCCCAGGUGCUAACCCCUCACGACCAGCCAACUCAUCAACCCCGAUCGAAACAGCACCUUCAAACAGCACGUCAAGGUCAGAACCCAUAUCUACCGGCGCCAUCGCAGGCAUAGUCAUAGGCGUAAUAGCCAUCCUUGCCCUCCUCGGUCUCGGCGGCCUUUUCUUUCUCCGCAGACGGACGCGCAGGUUUCAAGCUAUUCCUCCCCCUCGCGACAGUACCGGCUCUAUAGGGCCACAGGAACUCUACGGCAGCUCAGCCCGCAAUAUAGAAUCCGUCGUCCCUUAUACCGACAAGAUUUUCAAUGAAGCCCGCCAGACACGGCAGGAAAUGGCAGGCUGGGCUGUUCCGAAAGUUGCAUACGAGAUGGAUGCACGCGGAUCGUCGCCACGGGUGUUGUACUCGUAG
Molecule: messenger RNA, 1473 nt
Organism: Capronia epimyces CBS 606.96
Lineage: Eukaryota; Fungi; Ascomycota; Eurotiomycetes; Chaetothyriales; Herpotrichiellaceae
Exons: 4
Coding region: 1-1473 (490 amino acids)
Source: RefSeq, a predicted model, not a curated record